Trypanosoma grayi is the source of this 1164-nucleotide messenger RNA. Its product is annotated as putative DNA repair protein. The transcript has a single exon. Lineage: Eukaryota; Euglenozoa; Kinetoplastea; Trypanosomatida; Trypanosomatidae. Gene Ontology annotation, molecular function: single-stranded DNA binding; four-way junction DNA binding; ATP binding. The record is from RefSeq and is a predicted model, not a curated record. Bases 1 to 1164 code for a protein of 387 amino acids. Gene Ontology annotation, cellular component: replication fork; centrosome; Rad51B-Rad51C-Rad51D-XRCC2 complex. Gene Ontology annotation, biological process: telomere maintenance; DNA strand invasion; double-strand break repair via homologous recombination.
AUGUCGGCGUGUCCCCCGCCGUGGGAAGCGCUGACCGCUGCAGACGUCGCACAGCGUCUUGCCGCCCUCACAGCCUCUUCGUUCACCGCCACAUCGGCGUCGUUGCUCGACGUGCGGCGCAGUUUCCGCCGCGACGCCGUCAUCUCCACUGGCAGCGCUGCGCUUGACCGUUUGCUGCCGGACGGCGGCGUCGCGUGCGGCGCGGUCCUGGAGAUAUGCGGCCCGCCAGCAGCAGGCAAGUCGCGCCUCGCGCUGCAGAUGGCGGCGGCCUUUGUUGCUGCUUCUGCUGCUGCUGGAAGGAUGCGCGCGCGUCAAGAUGAUCCUCAGCCGCAGCGGGCGGAAGAAGAAGGGUGUGGGUCGGACGACUGGUGUCUGUUUCUCGUGCACUCGGACCCAUCAUCGCUCAGCGCCCGCCACGUGCACGAGCUGCUGGCGAAGGCACUCGCAACCGCGNCGGCGUCCACCGUGCGGUGCGACGAUGACAACGACGAUGAUGCUGGGGUGUCCUCUCUGCUCCAGAAAGUGAGGCUUGUGCCGUUCUCAACGCCCAAUGAUCUGCUGGCGUUCUUUCGCUUUCUUUACCGCGUAGAGUAUGUCGCGGCGCACCACCACAUGCAUCGACGCCGUGUGCUGGUGGUGGUGGAUAGCGUGGCUCGAAUCUGGGAGCACCCAACGUGCGGGGCUACCGCACACGCGCGCCACUGGAUGGCUGCGGAGCUCGUGCGCGAGGUGCGCAAUGCUGUCACGGUGGGUAACGGAUGGAGGGAGGCUCCGUGUGAGCGAGCGGGAGACGGUUGCGGCAAGACGCAUGACACGUUUCUCGGCAAUCAACGUCCUGUCGGCAGCGACGCUGGUGCGACUUGGGGCAGUGUGACUGUUGUGUUUGUGAAUGGGUGCACCAGCAUGUAUCACCGGCGUUCUUCGGCUGCAGCAACAACAUCGCUACCAGCGGGGCCGUUGGGUGUCCCGGUGUGGUGUGCGGCAGCGUCGGAUCUCCGUCUCUUUGUGGAGCCGCUUUCCGAUGCGGAUGGGUUCCUGCUGCAUGGCAGUGAGAGUGACGAUGAGUGUGGCACGCAACAGAGUACGCGUGGUGCGAGAGCGACAAUGAAAGUGCGUCUUGUGAAGGGCGGCGGUGCCCCUGGCAGUCCGUUCGUGGUUGUUUGA